Xyrauchen texanus (razorback sucker) is the source of this 1875-nucleotide messenger RNA. RefSeq names its product 40S ribosomal protein S8-like. Gene Ontology annotation, biological process: translation; maturation of SSU-rRNA from tricistronic rRNA transcript (SSU-rRNA, 5.8S rRNA, LSU-rRNA). Gene Ontology annotation, cellular component: cytosolic small ribosomal subunit; ribosome. NCBI's taxonomy places the organism in Eukaryota, Metazoa, Chordata, Actinopteri, Cypriniformes, Catostomidae. The record is from RefSeq and is a predicted model, not a curated record. Gene Ontology annotation, molecular function: structural constituent of ribosome.
GCUUUUUUUUUUUUUUUUUUUGUCAUCUGAAGACACUUUUGUUCUGGUUUUAGAAAGUUUUUACCAUUUAUUUUGUUCCAAGUACACCUAGCUUUUAUUUGGAGGAAAUGCAUCUAUAAGGGUGUCUCCUGCUGAUGCGUCUUCCACCAGAUCAUGCAUGAUAAAAAAAAAGGAGGUUUGAGAAAGUUAAGCAGCUGUUUUGUACUGCAUUAACUGGUUAUAACCUCCUAGAAAAACCACAAGUGAACUGAAGUACCCUGUAUUUUUAUUUUCAGAGUCAUUGCAAUACUUGUGUACAUUUUAUUUCACCUGAAAAUCAAUCCUUUGUAUUUCUUGUAAAUGUAGACUUAGUUCUAAGUUCCCAUGGUCAUGAAAAGCCUGUAGAAGUGUGUGAUUUCCAGGACUAGGUAUGUUUAUGAUACCAGCGAUCUCUGCUCUGACGUGUCCCACUGGCUAGAAAUUAUUUUAUACAGAAUGCUAAAUGUAUUCAAUGACUGAUAACUCAGAUCUGUGAUUAAGAGCAUGGUUCAAUUGAAUUAUAGCAAGUGGUAUAGAAUGCGAAAAUGUGCUUUGACUCUGGUUCAAUCAUUAAGUACAGUUAAUUCUCCCCAACAUUUAAUACAGGCUGUAAUACUCCAGUUGUGUAAUAUAUCUCUACCUUUGUUGAAUGGAAGAUGUUUUUUCCUCUCAAAUAGAGUUGUUGGAAAUUAGCCAGAGAGAACAGUACCCAUCCUUAACAGCAAUUUAAAACACCUGCCAAUUACAACAGUCAGAAGAGCUUAAAAAAAUACAUUAAAUGUGCAGUCAGUAAUUUUGUCCAAGUAAAAAUUUUUACUCCUAAAGAAAUUCAUGGGAAUCUUAAACCGGAUAUAACAUGAGAUGAAAACUCCAGUUAUAUAAGUAAUCUUAUAAAAGCAUUUUUAUUCUACAUGGAGAGGGUCUCCUCAUGGGGACUGCUAUGUUAGAAUCAUGUGACCAGCAGAAUACUACUGGCUUAAUCUCAAUUACGGCCUUGAUAUUGGCCACUUUCACUCUUGGAUUAAACUAUGGGAUCUGUAAGUAAAAACUGUCAAUUUUGAGCGAUGCUGCAUCCACGCUGCUAGGUGUCACUGAAAGUCCUAAGUGAUAAAUGCAAACGUUAAUAAGAGCAACUUUAAAGGAGCUAUACCACACGAGCAAGAGUGCUGGUCAGGCCUACGUCAGCGCGGCUGUAAGACAUUCUACAACAAACACAAAGGUAAACCUGCACGAGCAGAUAUGGCCUCAGAAUGUACGCAUAUCUAAAUGGUAUGAUGCUGUUUGUAAUGUGUAGAUCAACUUGUGGUCUUUCAAUGAAGAUAUCCUGACCAGUUCUGCUGCUGAAUGUCUGUGAUCGAUAUCGUUAUGUUCCAACUCUGAGAAAGACUUGUUUGACUUGAUCUUUCAUGUGUCUGCUGAGCUUGUGCUUGAAGUAUAGCCCUUUACAAAUGUGUGUCGAUGAUUACAGGUUGUACUCUCAAGACCAAUAUCAUUGAUGUGGUGUACGCCUCUAACAAUGAGCUGGUUUGAACCAAGACCCUAUACAGCACUCCUUACAGACAGUGGUAUGAGUCUCACUACGCCAUCCCACUUGGAAGGAAGAAGGGUGCCAAGCUGACUCCUGAGGAAGAGGAGACUCUGAACAAGAAGAGGUUGAAAAAGGUCCAGAAGAAGCUUAAUGAUCGCCGAAACAACAGCAAGAUCGGUCCCCUAUUGGAGGAGCAGUUCCAGCAAGGAAAGCUUCUUGCCUGCAUUGCCUCCAGACCGGGACAGUGUGGUAGGGCUGAUGGCUAUGUCCUCGAAGGCAAAGAACUGGAGUUCUACCUGAGACGGUUUAAAGCCAAGAAAGGUAAAUAA